Messenger RNA from Cricetulus griseus (Chinese hamster), 2488 nucleotides. The record is from RefSeq and is a predicted model, not a curated record. NCBI's taxonomy places the organism in Eukaryota, Metazoa, Chordata, Mammalia, Rodentia, Cricetidae.
ACAUUAGCCGGUCCGUGGUCUGACAGAAGUCUCCCUUUCCACUCUGGCCAGUCCCAGCGUCCCGGGCCGGGGUCUCCCCUCCCAGUCUGUGUUGGACGGGGGCGCUGAGGCGGUGGCCGGGCCUGUCUGAGGAAGAGGGUGGGGCCUAGUGUAAAGACAACCAAUAAGCGAGAAGGAAGCCACAAUUGGCGGCCAUGAGCGCUAAUGGGAGAUCGCCUUUACCUUGCGGAGUGCCGCCCUCUUCUCUUCUCCCGCCUCCUUCCUUUUGGAGGAAGGCGGGGCCAGAGGACUGAAGUGUGGGGAGAACUUGGGCUCUGCUCUGCUUUAUGAAAUAUGGGAGACGACAGACCGUUUGUGUGCAAUGCCCCGGGCUGUGGACAGAGAUUUACAAAUGAGGACCACCUGGCAGUUCAUAAACACAAGCAUGAGAUGACAUUGAAAUUUGGCCCAGCCCGAACUGACUCCGUCAUCAUUGCAGAUCAAACACCUACUCCAACUAGAUUCCUGAAGAACUGUGAGGAGGUGGGGCUCUUCAAUGAACUAGCUAGUUCCUUUGAACAUGAAUUUAAGAAAGCUGCAGAUGAAGAUGAAAAAAAGGGUGCUGCUGGGCCUCUUGACAUGUCUCUGCCUUCAACACCAGACAUCAAAAUCAAGGAAGAGGAGCCAGUGGAGGUAGACCCGUCACCCCCUGACAGUCCUGCCUCUAGUCCCUGUUCCCCACCACUAAAGGAGAAGGAACUUGCCACAAAACCUGUUUUGAUUUCUACCCCUACACCCACUAUCGUACGUCCUGGUUCUCUGCCUCUCCACUUAGGUUAUGAUCCACUUCACCCAACUCUUCCUUCCCCAACCUCUGUCAUUACACAGGCUCCACCAUCUAACAGGCAAAUGGGAUCUCCUACUGGCUCCCUCCCUCUCGUCAUGCAUCUUGCUAAUGGACAGACCAUGCCUGUGCUGCCAGGGCCUCCAGUUCAGAUGCCUUCUGUUAUUUCGCUGGCCAGACCUGUGUCCAUGGUGCCCAACAUUCCUGGUAUACCUGGCCCACCAGUUAACAGUAGUGGCUCCAUUUCUCCAUCUGGCCACCCUAUGCCAUCAGAAGCCAAGAUGAGACUAAAAGCCACUCUGACCCACCAAGUCUCUUCAGUCAAUGGAGGUUGUGGAAUGGUGGUGGGUACUGCCAGCACCAUGGUGACAGCCCGUCCAGAGCAGAACCAGAUCCUCAUCCAGCACCCUGAUACCCCAUCCCCUGCCCAGCCACAGGUCUCUCCAGCUCAGCCCACCCCUAGCACUGGGGGACGACGUCGGCGCACAGUAGAUGAAGAUCCAGAUGAGCGUCGGCAGCGAUUUUUAGAGCGAAACCGAGCUGCAGCCUCCCGGUGCCGCCAAAAGCGGAAGCUGUGGGUGUCCUCCCUGGAAAAGAAGGCAGAAGAACUUACUUCUCAGAACAUUCAGCUGAGUAAUGAAGUCACAUUACUACGAAAUGAAGUAGCUCAGUUGAAACAGCUGCUGUUAGCUCAUAAAGAUUGCCCUGUCACUGCACUACAGAAAAAGACUCAAGGCUACCUAGAAAGUCCCAAGGAAAGCUCAGAGCCAACGGGUUCCCCAGCCCCAGUGAUUCAGCACAGCUCUGCAACAGCCCCUAGCAAUGGCCUUAGUGUUCGAUCUGCAGCUGAAGCUGUGGCCACCUCGGUUCUCACUCAGAUGGCCAGCCAAAGGACAGAACUAAGUAUGCCCAUACAGUCACAUGUGAUCAUGACCCCACAGUCACAGUCUGCGGGCAGAUGAUGCCUCCUGUGACGGAGAGAUCCCCAGCCAGAGCUCGCCCGCCUGAGCCAAGAGAGAGAUCAACUUACCCUUCCCUUCUGCCUUGGAUGUGGCAGUAUGGGAGAGGAAGAAAUUGUGUGUUGUGAGUAUGGACAGAUGUCGGGCUCUUCUCUUUAGCCACAUGAUCAUGUAUGCUUGACACCUGUACUAGGGGCUUCUGGCCCCAAGCCACAUAGAUUAUCCCCCAAUGGUGGGGUUUCUUAUGUACCGACAGCCAAAGGCCUUUCCAUAUGGUCUGAGCAAUCAUCCCUGGCCCUGAUGCAUGUGUACCUGUCUCUUAACACUAACCCUUGCACUUGUAGGUUUGGGGUUUCUCAGUGUCCUCUCCUCCCAGUGAGCUGUGGCUGUUAUCUCCUUAUUCCUUACUAGCAUGCCACUUCCUGCCAGAUAGAGGGAGACUAGAUUUGAUGGCAUGUUACUUGCUGUCCCAACCCCAGCCACCCCAUGCACUCAGGACUUUGUCUCCCAAUAGCUGCUUAUUUAUCUCUUUUCCCCCUUCCUAAAUUGCAGUGAAAACAUUCACUUAUUGAGAAUGUAAUCCCUUUGAUGUAUGAAGUAGCAGUAUUUUCCACUUCUUACAUGUGCUUUAUUCCUUAUUCCUAUCUGCUACCAAAAACAAACACAAACCAAAAAAAAAAAAGUAAAACUCUGAGAGUUUGAAUCA